CUUCCUGCUAGCCUCCAGACUGGGCUUAUAAAGAGGUGCCCACCGCUGUUUCCCCACAUCAACAGCCAUGUCGAAGGUAUACAAAGACAAGCUUGCGUCGCUGCCGAAAGAGUCGUUCCUCUUCGGGCCCUCGCCCGUCCAGUUCCUCCCGAAGAUGACGGCGGCACUCGGCGGCAAAGUGAAGAUCUACGCCAAGCGCGAGGACUGCAACUCUGGCCUUGCUUACGGCGGCAACAAGGUCCGGAAGCUCGAAUACCUCGUCGCGGACGCGCGCGCGCAAGGGUGCGACACCCUCGUCUCCGUUGGCGGCGUGCAGAGCAACCACACGCGCGCGGUGACGGCCGUCGCGGCGGCGAGCGGUAUGCGCGCCGUCACGGUGCAGGAGAAGUGGGUGCCGAUCGAUCCGCCGCUGUAUGCCGAGGUGGGCAACAUCCUCUUAUCGCGGAUUAUGGGCGGCGACGUGCGCCUCAACGACGAGGACUUUGGGAUCGAGCAUAAGCAGGCGACAAAGCAGGCGUUUGCGGACAUUGAAGCGCGGGGCGGCAAGCCCUACUACAUCCCCGCGGGUGCGUCCGACCACCCUCUCGGGGGAAUGGGGUUCACGAACCUCGUCGUCGAGCUGGCGGAGCAGGAGAAGGCCCUCGGCGUGUUCUUCGACACCCUCGUCGUGUGCUCCGUGACGGGCAGUUCGCACGCGGGGCUGAUCGUCGGCGCCGUGGCCGAGGGCAAAGGGCGGCGCAUAAUUGGCAUCGACGCGAGCGGGAAGCCGGCGCAAACCAAAGCGCAAGUAGCGCGCAUCGCGCGCGCGACUGCCGCCGCGCUCGAUCCCGCCCUAGAGAUACCCGACGACGCGGUCGUGCUCGACGAGCGCUUCCAUGCCGGCAUAUACGGGAUUCCGGACGAGACGACGCUCGACGCCAUCAAGUUCGCGGCGCAGACGGACGCUAUGAUCACCGAUCCGGUGUACGAGGGCAAGAGCAUGGCAGGCAUGAUGGCGCUAGUCAGGGAGGGCGCGAUCGCAGAGGGAAGCAAUGUGCUUUACGUCCACCUGGGCGGGCAGCCGGCGCUCAAUGCGUACAGCUCGUACUUUCCACACAAGUAGACAGAUGUGAUGACAUGUAUGG
Cutaneotrichosporon oleaginosum is the source of this 1124-nucleotide messenger RNA. RefSeq lists its product as uncharacterized. NCBI's taxonomy places the organism in Eukaryota, Fungi, Basidiomycota, Tremellomycetes, Trichosporonales, Trichosporonaceae. Gene Ontology annotation, molecular function: 1-aminocyclopropane-1-carboxylate deaminase activity; D-cysteine desulfhydrase activity; pyridoxal phosphate binding. Gene Ontology annotation, biological process: amine catabolic process. The record is from RefSeq and is a predicted model, not a curated record.